UCCGCCAAGAACAUCCAUAUUCAAUCAACAAUGGCGCCACCGCAUAAGCUCGAGGCGACGGUCGGGUGGUCGGCGUCGGCAUUCGUAGCCGCCGUGCUCGCCCGUCUAAUCCGCAAAGGCAUCGAGCUGCUGUCCGAGCUAGACGGAGCUGCGGUGGGUCACCUGCGCCGCCUCGAGGGGCUCCUCACGUCUGUGUGGCUUUUGCUCGACGCGGCCGACGCUGGCGCCAUCGACUUCACCCAGCGGCCCGUCCAAGACUUGCUCAACGCUGCCUACUCCGCCGACGACGCCCUCGACGACCUUGAGCGCGCUCUUCUCCAGCUCCAGGUCGGCAUGGCAGGAGGCAGCGAACCCGGUUCAAACGCCGGUUCACCUGCCUCCGUCGUCGGCGCCUCGAGGAAGCCACGCAGCCCUAUGAGGUUCUUUCUCUGCUUCAGCCCACCCAGAACAGCAGCUUCUAGCAGUGGUAGCGCCGCCAGCUCUCGCCGGAGAUCCUCAAGCAACAAGAAGAGCAGCGUCGACCUGGGCGGCCUAGGAGAGGCAUUCGAGAAGUUGGCACAAGCCGCGUACAGGUGCACGUCCAUGUACGAGCACGUCGUGCCACGGAAGAACUAUGCCACCAUCCUUUCAGUGAAGCCAGGGGAUGCAGCAUCAGGAGCAGCACGUGAUAUGUACGACAUCUUCGGGAGGGAGGCUGAGGUGGAUCAAAUCGUCAAGAAGGUGAGAUUCGGCGACGAUCUGCACUACCGCCUCGGGGUUGGCGUCCUCCCUGUUGUCGGCGCCGAGGGUAUUGGCAAGACGGCGCUCACGCAGCUCAUCUUCCACCAUGAGAUCAUCAAGGCCGAGUUCCCCGUGCGUAUGUGGGUGCAAGUCUCUGGCACACUCCUGGUCAGCAAGCAGCUCAUGGUUCAGAUGGUGCAUCCGCUUGCAGGAGAUGCCCAUGACACCAAAGACAUCAGGGAGCUUCUGCUGGAGCAGUUGACCGGCAAGAGGAUCUUGCUCGUGCUCGACGGUGUCACAGAUGUCAGCGAUGCCCAGUGGAGAGAUCUAAUGGAGGUGCUGCAGCAAGCUGCUCGAAGGAGCUUGAUCAUGGUGACGACUCGAUCCGAAAGUGCUGCCACCGCAUUAGGCACAAUGCCCUCACUGAUCCUCAGCCCUCUGGCAUUCGAUGACUACUGGAAGAUGUUCAAGCAUUUUGCAUUUGGGAGUGCGGAUGAGAGCGAAGAUUGCACUCCGCUGGGGGAUGAAUGGGAGGACCUUGAAGAGGAGGAGGAGGAGCUGUCACCGAUAGAGCAAAUCGCGUAUGAAAUAGCCAAGAAAUUGGACUGCUCUCCAUUACCAGCACGUCUCAUUGGGCGCUCACUAUACUUCCGGCAGGGCGAAGAAGGCCACUGGAAAAAUGUGUUGGAUGAUACCUUGUGGGAACAGCAACAAAUCGGCGGGAUCUCGCCAGCAUUGUGGCUGAGCUACCAGCACCUCGAUCCCCGCCUCAAGCAGUGUUUCGCAUAUUGUGCAGUGUUUCCAGAUGACUAUGUGUUCAGAAAGGAAGAAUUGGAGCAGAUGUGGAUAGCACAGGGGCUGAUAUAUUCUGAUGACCGUGCAGCAAGACUGGAGGAUGUCGCUGACGAGUUAUUUGAUGAACUUGCUGAACGAUGCUUCUUUCAGCCUCUGGGAAGAAACAGAUACGUCAUGCACAAUAUGAUGCAGAAGCUAUCGCAAGCGGUCUCGGCGAACCAAUGUUACAUGGUUACUGAGAGCUCAGGAAAAGUGCCACAAGAAGUUCGUCACCUGACAAUCAGGACUAACAACCUGCUGAAGUUGAAGAUGGAUUUGGCGUUGCAGCUCUCACCUUCCUCUGAAAACCAUUUCCUUCAGCGGGUUCGUACAAUUCUGUUCUUCGCAGAUUUCAGUGACUCGGAUGACUUUUUGGAAGUUUUAGCUGAGAUUUUCUCAAUCGCAAAGAGUGUGAGAGUUCUUGGCUUAUCAUGUGCAAACAUUACAUUUCUUCCUGCUGAGAUUGGCCUGGUCCGACACCUCCGGUAUCUCAAUCUGUCCAGGAACAGCAUCACUGAACUUCCAGAGACAGUGUGCCAGCUCCACCUACUUCAGGUGCUGGAUGUCAAGUGCAAUUCUCGUUACCUCCAUCCUCCCAAUGGCACUUCCAGUUUGAUUCACCUGAGGCAUCUUCAUGCAAGUGCACUAUUUCUUUCGCACAUACCUGACAUACAAAAUCUCUCAAAUCUGCAAGAGUUGGAGGCACUCCGUGUUGGCAGGAGCACGCAACUCAUUGCCUUACGACAAAUGAUGCAACUCAGAGGCGCACUUCACAUUGAAAAUCUGCGUCAGUGUGAUGUAAGUGAGUUCAAGAAGGGUAUCCUGAAAGGAAUGAAGCACCUGGACAAACUACACCUGUCUUGGGCUAACUCUACGGGUGAAAGCAAAGAUAUUCCCAUCGAUGAAGAGGUACUUGAGUGCUUGCAGCCACAUGAGAAUGUGAAGGUUCUGAAAAUUACGGGCUACACAGGAAUCAGAUCUCCAUCAUGGAUGCUGAAGACCUCAUGUUCACUGUCAAAUGCGACAUCUAUGUACUUAUCAGAUUGCAUGAACUGGGAGAGCCUACCUCCCUUCCAUGAGAUGCCUUGCCUUGAGGUUCUUGAGAUCAGAAAGAUGCAUUCUAUUAAGGAAAUGGGUGCUGUUCCUCAACCAUCUGAUGCAGAAUUGUUCCCAAAACUCAAAAGGCUCGUUAUCGAAGACGCUUUGCAUUUCACUGGAUGGUCGAGAGGCAAAUCAACAAGAAACAUAACAUUUCCCUGCCUGUGCAAGCUAGAGAUAAGGAAUUGCCCUGACCUGACAACCUUUCCAGAUGUCCCCCUUUCACUUGCUAUCAUGAUCAUUGAGAAUGUUGGUCUUCAUAUUCUGCCAAUGAUUCAUGAGAAGCAAUCAUCAGAAGAAGAGAUGUCAACAUCAGAAGAAGGUAGAUGGACAUCAGGGCUCACCACAUUAAAAAUACAUCACUGCGACAAACUAAGGUCCCUAGGAUCAGGACUUCUUCAGCAGCAGCACCUCCUACGCUCUCUUGAGGUUCUGUCAAUCAAGAGCUGUGACAACAUUAUCUGUGAUCUGGCCGACGGAUUCAAAGAUCUCACUGCAUUGAGGGACCUCUCGCUAUAUGACUGCCCAAAGCUGCUCAUCGACAAGUUCCAUGCAUCAUUGCGAACACUGGAGAUCAGCGAGUGCUUCAUUGCGCAGGGUGGAUGGGUGGACGAGUACCCUUUCCUCUUCUCAUUGUGGACACUAAAGAUCAGUGGCUGCUCGCAUGUAAGCGCUGAUCAAGGCAGCAAGAUUGAACCUUUGGACUGGCUAAGCUCCCUGUUCAAUGUGUACAGUCUUCAAUUGGAGAACACAUUGUUUGUGAGAUUGAGCAUGUUUGACAAGCUUCAUUCUCUUGAGAUACUUGAGAUUGACGGAAGUCACGCAUUCUUUGAUGGUUCAUUGGAAUUUGAAUGGCUGGAGAAGCUGCACACCCUCAGCAUUAGGAACUGCAGGGAACUGUGUGAGCUUCCCGAAAACCUCUACACUCUGCCUUCAUUGGAGGAGCUGUGUGUAGAGAACUGUCCCGCUAUUCAGGCAUUGCCAGCAAACGGGUUGCCAGCUUCACUGAUGAGAUUAUCCAUAUCUAAGUGCAGUCCUCGCCUAACUCAGCGGUGUCUCGAUGAAGAACUUGAUCAUCCAAAGAUUGCAAAGAUUGGUGUUGCCUACAUUGAGGGGCAAAGUAUUAUUAGUACAGAAGAAUAG
Lolium rigidum is the source of this 3795-nucleotide messenger RNA. Its product is annotated as putative disease resistance protein At3g14460. The transcript has a single exon. NCBI's taxonomy places the organism in Eukaryota, Viridiplantae, Streptophyta, Magnoliopsida, Poales, Poaceae. Gene Ontology annotation, molecular function: ADP binding; protein binding. The record is from RefSeq and is a predicted model, not a curated record. Gene Ontology annotation, biological process: defense response to other organism. The coding region runs from base 31 to 3795 and encodes 1254 amino acids.